UUUGCGCACUGAGCGCCGGCUCCGGUACCGCUGUUUGCGGAGUCUCCUCCCGCCCGAGUGAUUCCUCCAAUAGCCGAAGAUCUGGUCAGCCCCUGGGCCACCAGAGUGGAACUGGGCCCCGGACACGCAACCUCAACUCUCCCGGCCGCGGAUGGCGCUGGAUUGUAUUUGUUGAGCUGCAGCAGGUUCGGGGACGGUGAGGAGUCAGGAGACGAGACAGUCUGGCUCAGAAUGAGACAGUUUCCCAGCAUGCACUGCGGCACGUCUCCGGUCCUUCGCAGGAGCCCCAGAAGAGAGAGGAGUCCGCUAUGCAGUCCUGUCCUGUCCGGGAGUUGCAGGCCUCUCACAGAAUGACGGGCAGUAACCCCAUGUCUCCCGGCUCCAGUGGGGAUUUAUCCCCCUUUGACCUCUCUGGUGAAAUGGGGGAAGCGGCCCCCGGGUCGCCCACUUGUGAUGUAUUGGAUGGGUCCCAGCAGGACACGCCAUCGGGACAGAAAUGGGACAGUCACACAGAGAUUGCGGAACAAGCCAAGCACGAAGCCGAGAUUGAGAAUCGGAUCGCUGAAUUACGCAAAGAGGGCUUUUGGACUCCUCGGCGUCUCUCCAAGGUCCCCGAGCCCACCAGGCCCAAGGUUCACUGGGACUAUCUGUGUGAAGAGAUGCAGUGGCUUUCAGCAGAUUUUGGGCAAGAACGUCGCUGGAAGAGGGGGGUGGCGAGGAAGGUGGUGCGCAUGGUCGCGCGACAUCAUGAAGAGCUGAAGCAGAAGGAGGAGCGAGCGCGGCGGGAGGAGCAGGCAAAGCUCCGCCGUAUCGCCAACUCCAUCGCCAAGGAAGUGCGCCAGUUCUGGAGUAAUGUGGAGAAGGUGGUUCAGUUUAAGCAGCAGUCUCGUCUGGAGGAGAAGCGGAAGAAAGCUCUUGACCUCCAGUUAGAUUUCAUUGUUGGUCAGACUGAAAAAUACUCGGACCUUUUGAGCCAGAGUCUCAGUGAAGCUCUUCCUGCCAGCAAAACCAGUUCCUCUUGCAUUGGCUCUUCACAAGGGGGCUCCUUGGGGACCAGUCCCGCUCCUUCGGUUUGCCCAAGAGAAGAUGACGAUUUUCUGCCUCAUGAAGAGGAGGAUGAUGAGGAGACGAUCGAGAUGGAGGAGCAGCAGGACGGACACGAUGCCGAGAGCCACAGGCUAGAGAUUGAGCUCCUGAAACGUGAAAGUGAAGUUCCCUUAGAGGAGCUGCUUCAGAGCCUCCCCCCCGAGAUCCUCGAGGAGGAGGACCUAGAGAAAGCGGCCCCUCGUCGUGUGACCCCAGAAGCAGACGAAGAUGAUGAUGAAUUCACAGCGAAUGAGGAGGAGGCGGAGGAUGAGGAGGAGACUAUAGCCGCGCAGGAAGAACUCGAGGGGCAACAGGAUCACACAGAGGAACUGGAUCAGUUGGCCAGAGAAGGGGAAAUGUCUCUAGAAGAUCUGCUGAAGAAGUACUCGUGGGUCCAUCCUGAGGAGGAGACGCGGGAUCCGGAUGGCGAGAGUCACGGCUCUGAUCAGACAUCCGGCUCCUCUGGGGAAUCUUCGGACUCGGAAUCAGAAGGUGUUGAGUGUCUCCUAAAGUCAGAGGAGGAUUUUGGGGUUGAUCCGAUACAUCCGGAGGAACCCAAGAAGGAGAUCACAGACAUCGCAGCCACAGCGGAGUCUCUACAACCAAAAGGCUACACCCUGGCCACCACCCAGGUUAAAACAGCUGUUCCUUUCCUCCUCCGUGGGGACCUGCGUGAAUAUCAGCACAUUGGGCUGGAGUGGCUUGUGACCAUGUAUGAAAAGAAGCUAAAUGGCAUCCUGGCAGAUGAGAUGGGCCUCGGAAAAACCAUCCAAACCAUCUCUUUGUUGGCUCACCUGGCAUGCGAGAGAGGUAACUGGGGCCCUCAUCUGAUUAUUGUCCCAACUAGUGUCAUCUUGAACUGGGAGAUGGAACUGAAAAGAUGGUGUCCAAGCUUCAAAAUUCUCACGUACUACGGAUCUCAGAAAGAGCGCAAGCUUAAGAGACAGGGCUGGACGAAGGUUAAUGCUUUCCAUGUCUGCAUCACCUCCUACAAACUGGUGCUGCAAGAUCACCAGGCCUUCCGCAGGAAGAACUGGGUCUACCUUAUCUUGGACGAAGCCCAAAAUAUCAAGAACUUCAAGUCUCAGCGCUGGCAAAGUCUCCUCAAUUUCAACAGUCAGAGGCGGCUGCUCCUCACUGGGACCCCCCUGCAGAACUCGCUGAUGGAGUUAUGGUCUCUCAUGCACUUCCUGAUGCCGCACGUCUUCCAGUCACACCGAGAGUUUAAGGAGUGGUUUUCUAAUCCUCUCACCGGCAUGAUCGAGGGCAGCCAGGAGUACAACGAAGGCUUGGUGCGCAGGCUGCAUAAGGUGCUGCGGCCCUUCCUUCUGCGCAGGAUUAAGGCAGAUGUGGAAAAACAAAUGCCCAAGAAAUACGAGCACGUCAUCUACUGCCGACUGUCCAAGCGGCAGCGCUUCCUCUACGAUGACUUCAUGGCACAGGCAGCGACGAGGGAGACUCUGGCGAGUGGUCACUUCAUGAGUGUGAUUAACAUCCUUAUGCAGCUGCGUAAGGUUUGUAAUCAUCCCAACCUGUUUGACCCGCGUCCGAUCCACUCUCCUUUCAUAACCAGCACCAUCUGCUACAGCGUUCCUUCCCUGGUACUGCGGGCUCUGCAGCGCCAUCCUCUUCAGCAUGUGGAGAUGUCCAUGUUUGAUCUGAUCGGCUUGGAAGGCCGCGUGAGUCGCUACGAGAGCGACGUUUUCUUGCCACAGUACAAGCCCACUCGCUCCCUAAUCCAGGAGAUCGCAGACUCUCCUGAGCCUCCCCCGCGGCCGCGGCCCCUCAGGAUGAAGGUGAACCGGAUGCACCAGCCGGUCGCUAAGCCUGACCCUCGCACGGUGGUUGUGGUGAACAGUUCCCGUCCGGUGCAGAAGCCUCCGGCGCAGGCGUCCUCGAUUUCUCCUCCUCAGCAGCCUCCAGCCUCAUUGCCUCCCGUUCCUACCGCGGCAGCCGGAGCCUCCGGACCCGUUCAACACCAAGUGUCUGUGCCAGCGGCCCCUGUGGUUCAGUCUCCUCCUGGGCCCGUAUCUGUGAGUCCGAUGUCCGCAGGACUGGUGAAACCCAUCUCGCUGCCUGCGUCCCAGCCUGGGCACAGCGCCCCCCAGAGGCUCAUCCUCACCCCCGAUAUGCAGGCCAGACUACCAUCUGGAGAAGUCAUCACGCUCUCCCAGUUGGCGUCCCUGAGUGGACGUCCUCAAGUUCCUGCUGCCACGAAGCCACUCACUCUGCAGCUACAUGGGGGAAAACUCACCCUGAGUGGAGCUCAGGUUAGACAGCUGGUCCCUGGGCAACAUCGACCGGUUCAGGGCAAUGUCCUUCACUUGGUGUCUUCGGGGGGUCAGCACCAUCUGUUAAGCCAGCCGGCCCAGCUCGCUCUGAUACAGGCCUUGGCUCAGCAGGCUGCAGCGUCGGCCCCCUCAGUCUCUCCGCAGAUGGGGCAGGGAAGUGGGGCAGCCCAGCUUGGAGUUCAGACAGUGUCCUUGCAGUCCCUGCCCCACUCAUUGCUGACGGGUGCCGGCAUCCCUGCGGCGAGCGCAUCAGUCAUUCCGCCACCCGGGCAGGUAUCCGCUCCAGGCUUGGUGAAGAUUGUGGUGAGACAGGCAGCUCGAGAGACGUCGGCCCCUCCACCCCGUCCUCUUCUACGCGUCGCACAGUCCACGCUCACCGAAAACGCGAGCGCAUGCGCUGGAAUCGGGGAGAGAAGCGUGCCGGUGGUUGCCACCUCUUCUGUCUCGCUGGCUUCCAGUUCUGUUCUUAUGGUGUCCAGCCCUGCACCAAGAUUCCCGUGUCAAGCUCCAAGUCCUGUUCCCAGUCAUAACAAUCAUGCUGUGGCCCUCGGUGCAGAGGGUUCACCUGGCGUGGCCCUACGCCUUCUCACCACGGCCACGUCUGCUGCCCUUCAGAUAACCAACCACCGCUCCUCUCCCCCGAGUCACUCCCAGAGUCCUGUCCUUCCAAACUGCUCUCCGGCGCAGAGCGCUGGCCUCUCUAAUUGCAGCCCUUGUCAACUGGUGACUCAAGACUCGACCCUGGAUGCCAGCGCUGCUUCAAAUGGGAUUGGUCCAAAUGGGGCUCCCCCACCCCAAAGCGCAGCAUCGCAAGACCCCAAAGAGUCCGUUAACACUCAGAGCCUAUCACAAUGUGUUCCUGCUAGCAGCUCCGGCAGCAGCCCCUCACUCAGUGCUCCGACUCCCAGUCCCUCCUCGAAUCACGCUGUCAAUUUACCCAAACUGACCUCUUCCUCGUACAGCCUCAGCCUGGUUCCUGCCCUUCUUGCAAACUCUGCCGCCUCCACCAGCUCUAUGCCUGCUCGCUUCCUCACCAGCCCGGUGUCUCUCCUCACACUCUCCCCUUUACCCACUACCACUGGUGCUAGCACCCCCCUCAUCUACACUCACGCCAGCGCUAAUGCGCUUCCACCAAUCGCCCAUCAAGCGUCCCCUUUUCCAGCCGCUACGAUAUCUGCCCCUCAGGCCUCUGUGCCACCGCCGCCCAUGCCUUCAACAGCUCCUCAGGCCACUUUGUUGGCUUCUGGCCUUUCCUCAUUGGUUCACCACUCCCCAGUGGUCUCUGUUCCAACCCUUACCCAGCCCCCUGUUCCUGUGGCCCCUGCUAGUCCUGUGACACCAAGUCUCGCCCCAGCUAUCCCCAUGACCCCAGCAUUGGCACCUACUCAGGUUUCUGUAUCCCCCACCCUGCUCCCUGCCCAAGCCCCUUUGCCUGCUCCUGUGGCCCCAGUCCCUCUACAAGCUCUGGCUGCACCUUCACCUCUCCCACUGCCUACCCUCGCUGCUUCCAUCUCUGUUCCCUUCUCUUUGCUGGCCGCCUCAGCACCUGAAACUCUUCCUUCACUUGUGUUGUCUACCCAGCUGCCUUCAAUGAGCACCUCGGCUACUGCCCCUUCUGCCCUACUGCCUGCUGUGGCAGCACCCGCCUCUCUUCCGUUGUUGGCUUGCUCAGAUACUGCACCUUUGUCCCUGUCUCUCCCCUUGCCUAGGCUUUCCGUCUCCCUCCCUCUCUCUACCACCAUUCCGGUACUUGCAACAACGUCUGCGUCCAGCUCUCUCCCUGUGCUGGCGUCGGGCUGCGACCCUGCUCCCUUAGCCACGCUGGCAGCUCCCAUUUGUACCCCUCAGCCUCCAACCUCUGCCCCCCCAGCCUUGCCUGCCCCUCGUUCUGUUUCUUUGACAAGCAUUUUAAAUCGCCCACCAGUUUCCUCUGUACCCGUUUGCUUGCCUUCCCUCACUACUACAACAGCGCCUACCCGCCUGCCCUCGUUGGCAGCUUCACCAGUGGCUCGUCUGCCAUCACCGUCAGUCACUGUAUCAACUCACCUGCUGUCGUUGGCUGCCCCUGCUUCUGUGCCCCUGCCUGUCCUGGCCUCUUCUGCGCCCCUGCCUGUUCUGGCCUCCUCUGCUUCUGCGCCCCUGCCUGUCCUGGCCUCCUCUGCUUCUGCGCCCCUGCCUGUCCUGGCCUCCUCUGCUUCUGCGCCCCUGCCUGUCCUGGCCUCCUCUGCCUCUGCGCCCCUGCCUGUCCUGGCCUCCUCUGCCUCUGCGCCCCUGCCUGUCCUGGCCUCCUCUGCCUCUGCGCCCCUGCCUGUCCUGGCCUCCUCUGCCUCUGCGCCCCUGCCUGUCCUGGCCUCCUCUGCCUCUGCGCCCCUGCCUGUCCUGGCCUCCUCUGCCUCUGCGCCCCUGCCUGUCCUGGCCUCCUCUGCCUCUGCGCCCCUGCCUGUCCUGGCCUCCUCUGCCUCUGCGCCCCUGCCUGUCCUGGCCUCCUCUGCCUCUGCGCCCCUGCCUGUCCUGGCCUCCUCUGCCUCUGCGCCCCUGCCUGUCCUGGCCUCCUCUGCCUCUGCGCCCCUGCCUGUCCUGGCCUCCUCUGCCUCUGCGCCCCUGCCUGUCCUGGCCUCCCCUGCCUCUGCGCCCCUGCCUGUCCUGGCCUCCCCUGCCUCUGCGCCCCUGCCUGUCCUGGCCUCCCCUGCCUCUGCGCCCCUGCCUGUCCUGGCCUCCCCUGCCUCUGCGCCCCUGCCUGUCCUGGCCUCCCCUGCCUCCAUUGCUUUUCAGAGUGUCCUUCCUUCUUUAGCCUCUACCCCAGCUUCAACUAGUGCCAUCUCCUUAGUUACCCCCGUUUUAGCUCCUGUAUCAUCAUCCUCAGCCGCUCUGAACCAGACGAAUACCGCCACGUCCUCUGCCAUUUCCGCCCCGGUGUCGCUCUCCAUCCAGGAUCCCCCAUUAUCUCUGUCCGUGGCUGGCCCUCCUUCUGUCAGCGUGACUCUCAGUACAGCCGCAGAAGCGGACACGUUGCUGGACGCAGACGGCUUCCGCUCAACAUGUGCUACUACAGUUCCUGCCUCUGUUAGGACCCGCCGGCAGCCGCCUCCGCCGCCCCGGUCUCCAUUCUAUCUGGAGCCUGUGGAGGAGCGGCGGCGCAGGCAGAAGGUGGGGCGCUUGGACAGGAUCUUCAGAGUGAACGAGCAGCGUUGCGGCCUUGCUCCGGUCUACGGCACAGAGGUUCUCCGGUUCUGCACCCUGCCUGAUGUCCAUUGGAGCCGUCGGUUUGCGAGCGGCCGUUCUGCGCCCCGGGAUCUCUACGAUUACUGGCUUCAGACAGAUGCCUUGAGAGAGAGCGUCCUCUCCCCGCAGCAGCGGCUGGAGCAGCUGGAGCCGCUCGUAGACAGGUUUAUCUUCGCUAUGCCUCCCGUGGAGGCUCCUCUGAUCAGUCUGCACACCUCUCACCCGCCGCCAUCGCUGCUUCUGCAAGAGUCUGUCUUCAAAGAGACCCUGUACAGGGAGCUGACGCCGCGCACGCGCUGCCUCCAUCGGAUUGUUUCCAACAUGAGGACGCAGUUUCCCGACUUGCGGCUCAUCCAGUAUGAUUGUGGGAAACUGCAGACUUUGGACCGUUUGCUGCGUCAGUUGAAGUCCGGAGGCCACAGAGUCUUAAUCUUCACACAAAUGACGCGGAUGUUGGACGUCCUGGAGCAGUUCCUAAAUUAUCACGGACACAUUUACCUGCGGCUUGAUGGAUCCACGCGAGUGGAACAGCGUCAGGUCCUCAUGGAGCGCUUUAACAUGGACAGGCGUAUCUUCUGCUUCAUUCUCUCCACGCGCAGCGGAGGAGUUGGCGUCAAUCUUACGGGGGCAGAUACGGUUAUAUUUUACGACAGCGACUGGAACCCGACCAUGGAUGCCCAGGCUCAGGAUCGCUGCCACCGCAUCGGGCAGACCCGGGAUGUGCACAUUUACAGGCUUGUGAGCGACCGUACCGUAGAGGAGAAUAUCCUGAAGAAGGCUCAGCAGAAGCGCAUGCUCGGAGACCUUGCGAUCGAAGGAGGAAACUUUACCACGGCCUACUUUAAGCAGCAAACAAUCCGCGAGCUGUUUGACAUGGAGGACGCACCGAGCAAGGAGAUCGAAGCAGCGGCCACUUCUCCCGAACGAAGCGUAGAGGAUGGUGGCACAGCGCGAACCUCGCAAAUCUUGGAACAGGCCCUGUGCGGUGCCGAGGAUGAGGAGGACAAACUUGCUGCCUCUCUGGUCCGUGCAGAACAAGUUGCGGAUCUGGCAGAGUUUAAUGAAAACGCGCCACUAGAACCGGAGGAAGAGGAGCAGAGCCGAGUGGAGCAGGAGAUAACGGCGCUGGUCGAGCAGCUGACCCCCAUUGAAAGGUACGCAAUGUAUUAUCUGGAGGCCUCUUUAGAAGACGUCAGCAGAGAGGAAUUGAAACAAGCAGAGGAGCAAGUAGAAGCUGCUCGAAAGGACCUGUAUAUGGCUAAAGACGAUGGUGGACAUUAUCCCGAAGAGAGGUGGGAAGAGGAGUCCAAGAAAGUCCGCAAGGUGCGAGCCCCUCCCCCUCCAAGGACCCCAGGAGAGCGUAUUGGUGUCCGUAUGAGUGAGAGACUGCGCGGAGGUCGACUGCUUGAUGCUGCGGACGCUGACAACCCAGUUGUACAUGAGACUAGCGCAUUAGUCCAAGAGUGUGUUCAAGGCGACACUCUCCAACAAGAUCCGUUAAAGCCACCAGACAGAGACUUUCUGGAUCCAAGUGUCUUCUGUGGCUCGUCGGAAAGUCAGACCCUGCCAGAGCAUCUGUUGCCACAGUCUACAACUCCCGUUACUCAACCUCAGGAGAUUGCCGACCCUGAAGUUGAUGACUCCACACAGGAGGACUAUGGACGAGAGACUGUGGUCUCAGAUGUUGAAAGACAACCUGUGCCAAAUGUUGUGACCACCGUAAGUAGCUCGUCCAUCUGUGUCUCCCAGGGGGAGGAAAGCAUUGCACCUCGCACGCCACGCAGGAAAGUGACUGCAGACUGUGAGAUCCUGCUGGCUGGAGCUGGGGACAGCUCCCCUACCGCAAAGGUGCUCAGAAGACUGCCAGGGCGCCUGGUUACCGUGGUUCAGGAUCGUCCACUUAACCGCCAGAGCCGUGGGAGAACUCAGAGGUCUGCGGCAGAGAGGGGAGCUCAAAGUCCUCCUCCAGAUCUCCAGUCCGAUGAAACCUCAGACACUGGAAGUCCCCCUCCAAAGAGAAAGAGAGGGAGACCUCCGAAGGCGCGAACAGAUCAGUCUCCUCCUCCUGCAUCACUUGAUAUUCUCCCUACAGUCUCGUCCUCUCCCGAGAUGGGAUCUUCUUCCCAGGAAACCUCUCCUGAGUUGGGAAGCCGAGUGUCUGGCAGUCCAAAGCCACGCUCCAGAUUUAACUCCGAAAGCGAGAGUGGUUCUCCUAACGAGAAACGGAAGAGGGGAAGGCCUCCAAAAAGAAGAGAUGGUUCGGUAACUUCUGUGGUUACUUCAGCUGCUGAGAGUCCCGCACCGGACGCACUCUCUCUCGCAGACACGGUGUCCACUCCCAGUCUUGUUAGACUUGACCACAAGGAGGAUUCUGAGUCUGCGAUAUCUGGACAUGGCCAUCUCGUUGCAGAUGUUAGCAUUCCUAGUGCUGCUUCAGACAUUCCUCAAGAAGGUGCUGGUAGCAGUGGAGCGGACGAGCCCCCAACCCCAUCAAAGCGUAAACGUGGCCGUCCACCGAAGCCCUCCGCAUCCAAAGGGGUCGCUAGUCCUUUGCACAAUGAUAAAGCAGACAGUUCUCCGGACAGGUCCCCCAGCCCCCAUGUCACACGGACCCCUGUAAGGCAAAAGGGUAAACCAUUGAAAACUGGAACUUCUAAGGACAGAGUGCACUCGCAUCCCCCUCCGGACACGGACUCCUCCUCGGGGGCAGAGGAGCUGCCUGUUAGGACUCCUUUUACGCGUAGUGCCAGUACCCGUUUGCAGCCCACCCAGACGCCACACGAAACCACUCCACGCCCCGGCUUGGCUCCUAAAACCCCCAGAGGACGUUCUCCCCGGGCUGUCCCAGUUCACGAGAGACCUUCCACAAAAAGGCGAAAGCCUCCCGCCGUCGGCUCCCCCAGCCCGCCCUCCUCUUCUCCCCAUGGCAGUUCCAGUGAAAGGCAAGCUGUGGGGGGCAGGAAGCGUCCUUGUCCCCCAGCAGAGCGUGUCCUGCGAAGCUCCCUCACAGCCAGCCCGGCCAGUAACACUCGCUCCUUGCGUCCGCUGCCCCCGCUUCACAAUUCUCCCAGCAGCCACAGAGGCAGGAAAGCAAAGACGUGAGGGAGCGACGGGUGUCACCUGGCUGCGUUUCACCCCGAGUCACUGGAGGUGCAGGCAACACGAACUCCUACUGGCUGCCCCUGGCCGUGGUGGGGCAGGUUCUGUGGAGUCACUGCCCCAAAUGUGUUCUGCAGGCCUGUGGCCCCAAAACUGAGAAAUAACCACAAUCUAUGCAAGAGGAUGGAGAAAAGCCCGAGGGAAACUGAGUUUGUGUUAAAAUGUGUUGGGGAUAUGGGGCCCGUGGAGUGGGAGCGGGGGUCUGUGGAUCCGCAUGCGGAGCCCGGGAGCAGAUGUUUGGCCGUGUUUCUGCACGAGUCCUUGUAAUUCUUUCAUGACAAUAAAGUGUUAAGUAAAACGA
Spea bombifrons (plains spadefoot toad) is the source of this 10059-nucleotide messenger RNA. RefSeq names its product Snf2 related CREBBP activator protein (gene SRCAP). The transcript has 33 exons. NCBI's taxonomy places the organism in Eukaryota, Metazoa, Chordata, Amphibia, Anura, Pelobatidae. Gene Ontology annotation, molecular function: ATP-dependent chromatin remodeler activity; DNA binding; histone binding. Bases 309 to 9701 code for a protein of 3130 amino acids. Gene Ontology annotation, cellular component: Swr1 complex. The record is from RefSeq and is a predicted model, not a curated record.